Molecule: messenger RNA, 534 nt
Organism: Onthophagus taurus
Lineage: Eukaryota; Metazoa; Arthropoda; Insecta; Coleoptera; Scarabaeidae
Source: RefSeq, a predicted model, not a curated record
AUGACUUACGAUCUUCGUGGAUCUUGGGAUGGAGUUGUAGGUCAUCACACAGGAUUAUUUCCUUUAGAAAGUCAAUCGUAUUCACCUUUUAACGUCGAUUCAUCCAUUAGAGGUUGGAUUCAUAGAGGAGCAUCUCCUAAUAAAAUUAAUUUAGGAAUUGGGACGUACGGAAGAUCUUUUACGUUGGAAAACGCAACUAUUAAUCAUAUUGGAGCUCCAACAAUCGGUGGUGGUGAACCAGGACCUUACUCUAAAUCGUCCGGGAUGUUGGGCUACAACGAAAUUUGUAUGAAUAUUAUUAACGCGUGGAAAGAAAGUUGGAAUGUAGAACAAAUGGUACCUUAUGCUUACUUUUACGAUCAAUGGGUUGGAUAUGAUAACGAAAAAUCUAUUGAUAUAAAAGUUGCAUAUGCAGAUUUAAUGAAUUUGGGAGGAAUUAUGGUUUGGUCUAUUGAAACCGAUGAUUUUCAUGGGCUUUGUGGUAGUAAGAAUCCACUUCUUAAUCAAAUAAGAAGAAGUAUGGGAAUGAAUUGA